Messenger RNA from Rhodofomes roseus, 518 nucleotides. RefSeq lists its product as uncharacterized. The annotation marks the transcript as partial. NCBI's taxonomy places the organism in Eukaryota, Fungi, Basidiomycota, Agaricomycetes, Polyporales, Fomitopsidaceae. The transcript is spliced from 2 exons. The record is from RefSeq and is a predicted model, not a curated record.
CAUGUCUCCCCGUCUGCUAUCGUGUUUGUGGCGGCAUUCCCAGUCUGCGAGGCCACAUGCCCGCCUCGCCGCACCGUCGCGCCAGUACAGUGCCAGCUCGUCCGACAAGUCGCCCUCGCGCCAUGCCCAGUUCUACUCCGACCUGAUUCCGGGCAUGAUCCCCGUCGCCCUCCUCGGUUCUGCGGUCUACUUGGCUUUGCGCCUCGCACAGGCUCACCUUUCACAUGAAAAAUUCCUCGAGGAAGCACACGCACGGGUGAACGCUUUGGAGGAGGAGAUUGAGGCCUUGCGGAAUGCGCAAGUGACGACGACAGAAAGCAGCGCGCAGGCUGGGCCCUCGGGCGGGAGUGCGAGCACGUCGAGGUGGUGGUUCCGGUAGAUACCCUACGGCGUGUUCGGAGGCGAGAUGCGGCGGUGUCAUGUUCAAAGUAUGUCAGCGUCCUCACCGUAGUCCGACUCUCCAUCCCUGGAAUCAGAGUGUUGCCCCUGCUCCCCGCUGAUGACUGCGCACAAUGGGA